AUGCGUUUAACCACAGAAACAAAUUGGAAAACAAAUCAAGCGCAAGAUCACAAUAUUUCCAGGGCCGCAUUUUAUGAUCCCUACAAGGUUUCAACAGUAUGUUUGAAGAAUUGCGAAGGAGUUCACCGUAGAAUUGGCGCCUUAAAAAUCGUCGAGAAAUUGGCUUCGAAUGAAGCAUCUAAUAAGAUUGGCCAACAGUCAUCAAAUGGAAUGCAAAGCUCGCAGAAAGCGAGUGAUAGCACGAAAACUAUCGAUACAAGUGUUUAUGUUCCACAAGAAAAUGUCGAGGUUGAAGAAACGGAAUUAAUUGAGGAAAGCACGGUUGGACAAGUGAUUGUUGGAGACGAUCAGGAAUAUUAUUUAAUUUUAAGCCUAAAUGGACCUGAUAUUGAUGUCGGAAAAGUAGAUAACGUUCAAAUCUUGAGAAACGAUGAUGGUACAGAGACGGUACUACUGGAAAUAGAUGAGCUAAAUGAAUCAGAGUUUCCAUCUUCUCACUACAGUAAACAAAAUGAUUCUUAUCACGGUAUGGAAAUCGUAGAUAUCGAUAAGCAUGGUAAAAUUAUGCAACAGCUGUUCGGCAACUCGGCUGGCUAUGAUCCAUAUCAACUGGGAAGAUAUAGAAGAAACCGUGUGUAUGGUACUUAUUCUUGUCCGGAAUGCGAUCAAACUUUCAUUAAUACUGCUAGGCUGGAAAGACAUUUAGCAGUUCAUCAGAUUUCUGGUUCAUUCCAAUGUCCACUGUGUCAAAAAGUCUACAAAUAUGAAUAUAAUCUGUUUUAUCAUUGGCGUCGAACAUGUCAUGAAUUAAGCGAGUUGAUACCGGCUGAAAGAAGAAGGACAAUGGAUGUUAACGUUUUACGAUCAAUGGUAUUAAAAUUUGCACGAAAAAAAGCAGACGAAGCACCACCUCCUGUGAUGAAAAUAGGUAUUAAUCCGAACUUACUGUUCAAAUCGAAUACAUUUGGUCUCAUUGAUAUGCAAGCUCCUCUAAAUACUCAAAACAGUGUAUAUGCGGGUGUUCCAUGCAAGCAGUGUGGUGUGAAAAUAUCCAGUUCUGUGAUUCAAUGGCAUAUUGCCAUGCAUCGAGGUAUUAUUCCUGUAGAUGCUCGAAGCGGCAGUGGUGAACAUUUUUGCAGCCUCUGCGGACAAAUAUUUCGUCAACAUUAUAGUUUAAUCAAACACUGGCGAAGCAAUUGUAACGAAAUACAAGCACGCCUUUCUGAUACUCGAGAUUUAUCUAUGGAUGACGAAACGCUGAAGGAUAUGGUAGCAGAUAUAAUGCGCGAAUUAGGUGAAGAAUAUUCUCAGCGAUUUGGUGGGAUUCAGACUGAAAAAGACCAAUUAAUAGAGGAGCAUUAUGAAGACUUAUCAGCAGCUGAUUAUCAACAAGGACUUAGUGGUCGUUUCUCAUCUCAUGAAAUGUUAACACAUUUGGAUGCCGGUGAUGAAUCCGAGAUAGUUGACACAGAGGGACACAGUGUUUCAUGGAGUUUUUUAGACCAGGUGACUGGAGAAGCUGCAGGUUCUAAUGAACCAAAUCCAGUGCGUACAAAAUGGUCCUCUACUCAUGGUAUGGUGCAAUGUUCAGUAUGCUCCCGUACUUUUGUUAAUAUGACAAGAUUAGAGAGGCAUAUUGCUGGUUUCCAUGCCACUACUGGAUCACAUCCAUGCGUGCUUUGUGGUAACCGCUUCAAAUAUGAUUAUAAUCUUCUUUCACAUUAUCGUCGUUCUUGUCCAUAUACAAAGUUAUAUAUUGAUUCAGAGAAAAGGGAACAGUUUGAUGCUCUUGCAUUGCGUCGCGCAGUGAGAGCACUGGCACAGAGAAAUAUACAGCUGUCUUCAGCGCAGAAAAAAAUGGUUGCUAAUAAACGUGAAGUUUCGGAUAAUUCAGUAGUAUCUGUUCCUCAUUUUCGCACAAGACCACCGUUUGAACUAAUGGUUAUGCGGCCGGAUCUGCCGAACGGAAAAUCGUGUCCUGUUUGUGGAGUGAUAUUUUACGGUGAACGCGCCGUCGAGCAUCAUGUAAAAGCUGUUCAUCCCUCAGAAGUGCGUCAUUACUUCCUAAAUGAUACAAGGAAAGCUGUAGCUACCCGACAAUGGUGUACAGAAACAGCAGACAAGUCGGGAAAUCAAACAAAUGAUAUUGAUAACGUUGAACCUCCUCCGACACUUGCGCCCGAAGUACCUAUUCCAGAGUCAAUGACAACAACGGAGUCUGUCGUUCGUCGCGUUUGUCGUAUUGAUGAGGAUGCUGAUGGGAAUCAGAUAUUCAUUGAUGAAAACGGAGAAGUUAUCGAGUUAGGAGAAGAUGAGGAGCUGCAAAUUCAAUUUGAUGAUAUCGAGAGCGUUCAGCAUCUGUUUGAAACUGGUCAACUUACUGUGGCGAAUGAUGAUCAGACAAUUAUUUUGGAAGGAAAUUUAAGUGAUUCGAAAUAUUGCUAUAAUAUAAACUACGGUGACAAUAACAGCUCGAUUUUGUCGACUGGUGGAGCACGUUUUGUGGAAGAUGAAAAAGAAAUAACUGAUGGUGAUAACAAAGGAGCACGAAAACAGGAGUUUGAAGGAAAUCCACAACAUUAUGAUUUCAGUACAACGGAAUCAGUAAAAUCGGACCCGAGCUGA
Acanthocheilonema viteae is the source of this 2625-nucleotide messenger RNA. Lineage: Eukaryota; Metazoa; Nematoda; Chromadorea; Rhabditida; Onchocercidae. The record is from the annotation of a GenBank genome assembly.